ACAGCUUCGGGUUCCUGUUGUCCGCCGGAGGGCGAAGGGCGGCGAGCGCCCCCGGUGGGGCAGCGGAAGCGUGGGGGACCUGUUUGGCCGAGGGACGUGCUGCUCUCCGCGUCCCGGGUUCAGCCGCGUCUUCCACCAUGUUUGUUGGAGCCGGGGCUCUCCGAGCUCUUCGCCCGCGUUCCCUCCGCGCUCUGUCUAGUGGGAGCCGCGAGGCAACCGCAGAGGGUGUUCUGCUCCUCGCCGCUCGUCGGCGAACGGCCAGGACAAAAAAUAAUAUCCAGAGAUACUUUGGCACUAACAGUGUGAUAUGUAGUAAGAAAGAUGAGCAACAGUCUGUUCCAACCAAUGAGCUGUCCAAAGGAAUGUCAAAGAACCAAGACAAUGUAAAAGAGAACAUGAAAAAAGACUUGUUAACUAUUAUUAAGGGCAUGAAAGUUGAAUUAAGCAAAGUAAAUGUACAAACAACCAAGCCACCCAACAGAAGACCACUUAAAAGUUUGGAGGCUACAGUUGGUAGGCUUCAAAAACCUACAGAAAAUACCACAAGUAAGAGAAAUGAGUCUCUGAGUCCUGAGUUAGUGGCAGCUGCAUCUGCUGUUGCAGAGUCUCUCCCUUUUGACAAGCAGAUGACCAAGUCAGAGCUGCUCAGACAGCUACGGCAGCAUGAGGAGAAAUGGAGGGCUCAGAAAGAUGAAGAAAGACGGAAAGUUAGUUUCAGUAACAUAAUAUCAGAUAUGAAAGUUGCCAAAUCGGCUAUAGCUAGAAUUAAUAGAAGACCAGAGCAUCAGAUUCAAUUUGAUGAAGGACCAGAAAAUUUUGUUGACGAGGAAAAGACUGCUGAUCUUAGAAAAAGUUUUAAGAAAAAUAUAUUCAAGGGGAAGAGACUUAAUAUUUUUGAUAUUAAGGCAAUUACUGAAGAGAUACCUGAAGCAGAAACAUCACCUUCGCUUUGGGAUGUGGAAUUUGCUAAGCAGUUAGCCUCAGUGAAUCAACAGCCCUUUCAGAACGGUUUUGAAGAAAUGAUCCAAUGGACAAAAGAGGGGAAACUCUGGGAAUUCCCAGUUAACAAUGAAGCAGGUUUCAAUGAUGAUGGUUCUGAAUUUCAUGAACACAUAUUUCUGGAUAAAUAUCUGGAGGAUUUUCCAAAACAAGGACCAAUUCGCCACUUCAUGGAGCUGGUGACCUGUGGUCUUUCCAAAAAUCCAUAUCUGAAUGUUAAACAGAAGGUUGAGCACAUAGAGUGGUUUAGAAAUUAUUUCAAAGAAAAGAGGGACAUUCUAAAAGAAAAUGACAUACAAUUCAAUUGAAGGCCACGUAAAUUUUUAUUUCAUGCUAUUGAAUAUGGAUACUAUCACUAAAGAAAAAAAUUUUACUAGAA
Molecule: messenger RNA, 1378 nt
Organism: Choloepus didactylus (southern two-toed sloth)
Lineage: Eukaryota; Metazoa; Chordata; Mammalia; Pilosa; Megalonychidae
Product: 28S ribosomal protein S31, mitochondrial-like
Exons: 7
Coding region: 138-1307 (389 amino acids)
Cellular component (GO): mitochondrial small ribosomal subunit
Molecular function (GO): structural constituent of ribosome
Source: RefSeq, a predicted model, not a curated record